AUGGCACAGCCAAGCUACAUUCCUUUAACUAAUCUUGUUUCAGUGAUAGGUCCUCAUUAUUGUGUUCCUUAUCCGAUUGAUCUAGCAAUCACUAGAAAACUUCUGGCCCUCACUGAUGGUAACUUUGUAGUUACAGAUGUUAAUGGAAACAUCAUGUUUAAAGUAAAAGUUCGCAUAACAUUUCUUCGUGAACGCCAAUUGCUUACUGAUGCAGCUGGGAAUCCCAUUGUUACCCUACGACCGAAGAUUAUGAGCGCACACAGCAGGUGGCAAGUCUUUAGGGGGAAUAGCAAAGACCCUGCAGAUCUGCUCUUUACUGCUAAAACAUCUUCAAUUUUCCAACUGAGGACCAGAUUGAAUGUGUACUUAGCACAUAACACGACAGAGGAGGUGUGUGAUUUCAAGGUCGAAGGAAGCUGGCUUGAGAGAUCUUGUGUCAUUUAUGCUGGAGAUUCUUCGACGGUUGUUGCCCAAAUGCAUCAAAGAUACUCCGCUGAAAGCAUCUUGCUUGGAAAGGACAAGUUCAUGGUGACUGUGUAUCCUAACAUUGAUUAUGCCUUCAUUGUCUCCCUCAUCGUGAUUCUUGACGAUAUCAACAGUGAGGACGGUAGUUGA
Messenger RNA from Ilex paraguariensis (yerba mate), 615 nucleotides. The record is from the annotation of a GenBank genome assembly. Lineage: Eukaryota; Viridiplantae; Streptophyta; Magnoliopsida; Aquifoliales; Aquifoliaceae.